This is a messenger RNA of Neodiprion virginianus, 3712 nucleotides long. It is a transcript of the gene Maf1, whose product is annotated as repressor of RNA polymerase III transcription MAF1 homolog. Gene Ontology annotation, cellular component: nucleus. Gene Ontology annotation, molecular function: RNA polymerase III core binding. The transcript has 5 exons. The record is from RefSeq and is a predicted model, not a curated record. Lineage: Eukaryota; Metazoa; Arthropoda; Insecta; Hymenoptera; Diprionidae. Gene Ontology annotation, biological process: negative regulation of transcription by RNA polymerase III. Bases 325 to 1020 code for a protein of 231 amino acids.
GCUACGAACAUCUAUACUACAUUUUUUUUCACACUUCCACCGUCAAUGAUUUCUUUCUUCGUACAAACAUACACACACACAUACAAUCCCACACAGGCAGAUGUGUGAAAAUUGAAAUGGACAGAAUUAUAAAUUGAAAAGAGGCACAAUAGAAAAAGCAAAAGAAACAUAUAAGUCAAAACGCUGAAAGUCGCCGGGGUGAAAGAUGCACGUUGAAAAUAUUUAUUCUUGCUGCAAUUAGAAAAGGCAAUAGUUUAUCAUCGAGCUAAUGACUCAGUGCUAAAAUAUCAGCGAUUAGCGACCGACAAGGAUAUCAACGACAGAAUGAAGCUGCUGGAAAGUACUCGCUUUGAAGCCAUCAACAGUGCGUUGUGGAUUAAAACUGGUGACAGUAAAAUCCUAGGGCGGAUUGAGAGCUACUCGUGCAAAAUGGCGGGAAACGACAAACAGCUCUAUAAACGGUUCAACGCAGAGCAGGGAGUCACUCCUCAUGACCUCCAAGCUUUGUCGCCUCCGCAAACUUCGUUAGGAGCAUCGCCGGCACAAAGCUAUUUCAGUCACAGCAUUUCUGGGGACGAAGAUGGUCCGUUGUGCGACACAAUAAGCAGAAAGACUUUAUUUUACCUUAUCGCAACGCUGAACGCAGCUUUUUAUCCAGACUACGAUUUCUCAGAUGCUAAAAGUCACGAGUUCAGCAAAGAGCCAAGCCUUCAAUGGGUCAUGAACGCCGUUGAUAGCAAUCUCAGCGCCACUGCAGGGGAUUAUUAUCGUACCCUGCGCUCUGCACUUUGGACAGCCGUUGAAGAUGAAAUCUCAAUGGGAGAAUGUGACAUUUACAGUUACAAUCCAGAUUUAGCUUCCGAUCCAUUCGGGGAAGACGGAUGCCUCUGGUCCUUCAAUUAUUUUUUCUACAACAAACGACUCAAGAGGAUUGUAUUUUUCACGUGCAGAGCAAUAAACCCGAUUUACACAUGGGAUUCUGGCGUUGGCAGUGAUUUUGCAAUGGACGAGGAUGAUUAAAUAUCAACAUUAAGAAUGUUUCUGCAAUAUUUUAGGUCACACUCCUUAAACUACACCUUAAAUGUCAACUUUCACAUUUAAUUUUCUUUUUUAGCAACUCUUGAUAUUUCAAAUCAAUGAGUAUCUCAAACUAUAGUAUUUUCAUUUAUGUUGCAAUCUUUACCUCCGCUUGUAGGAAUCUUUUUGUAUUAUUAGCUGCGUUAAGAAUGCAGGUUUGUUUCCAAUUAGGAAUUAAAACUAAAAAUAAAAGCCAAAGAAAUUACUAGAUGACCAGGCAUUUCUUAGUCUUUGGAUAAAUAUUAUUUUUCAAAGAUAUCACGUUCCAAAUGUCAGAUUCAAUUUUCAAACUUGUUUUUACAACUGACGAAGCGUUACAUUAUGUUAUUUCAUUUUCGAACUUAUUAUUCAGUAUUUGAGCUUAGAUCUGAGAAGCAAACGAUUGUUGAUAUGCCUGAAAAAUCCAUCCAACCAUUUGUGUAAACGAGUUUUCUCUUAUUGAUGUUACAAACAUGUCAGUGAAACUCAGCUUCUGUAGAUUUGAAUUAGUCCAUUUUUCUUCGGGUAGUCACAUCAUCUGCAGAAUUAGGUAUACAUAUGAUGUUAAUCCAGGUAUUAAACCGAACAUCCCUGCAGUCUUGACAAGAUAUUGAAUAUUACUGUGCAAUUGUUGCACAUUUUUAUUCACCAAGGAACUCUUCAAUUUAUGUGCAUAUACAAAUGCUUCUUCAAAACUCCACGACGAAAUGAAACUUGGCUAUCGUUGUUGGAAUUUUGCUUCGCUGCUCGCAUUUUCGCCAAGAAGCGUUUUUUUUCUAUUUCUGGUCAUAUUGCUUCAUCCGUAUUGUUAGUAGAUUACGGUAGUAAUAGUAACAAGUACUAUUUUAAAAGAUAGAUAUCGUUUUAAAUCUAUGAAAAUAGAAUCAUAUAGUUUGCAAAACAACGGCACUUAAUUCCGUACAUAUUAAAUUUAUUGUUGCUAUAAACAAUAAAAAUAUCGUACUUGCUGCAAAUCCGGUAAUAACAAAAUAUUUAUCUAAUCAGAACGUGCCUUGUCAAAGAAAUGGUAGUUCGAUUAAGUAUAUUAUGUUACUUUACAAACGUUCAUUUGCAUUAAUAUUUCGUAGCUUAGUAUCAAAUGUACGUGUGAUUCUUUUACCAGAUAAUUUUUGUUUCUACGAGUAGUUACUGUUGACCAUGCCAACUACGUUCAUUUCAAAUUGAAUUUAUAUUUUUUCAUUUGUCUUUACUCGUCACGGGAUAAAAGGAAGUUAAUUUGCUUUGCAGAAUAUAUACCUAUACUUAUAGUAGCAUGUCUAUAAGAAAUGUCGAAACUUGAUUUUAGAUUGUGAUUAAAUUACCCAAUUAAGUAUCAAAUACUUAAUGGGUAACAGCAGGCGCAGAAAUUAGGGGAUAAUAAUCCAUUUGGUAAAAUAAACCGGUUUCUAUUCUCUUUUUUUUUUUUCUUCUACCAGUUAAAAAGGUGAUUAAUUUAUAUAUACAUCAGUCGAAUAGAAACUGAUGUAUUUGAGUUCAUAAAAGAACAUUAUGGGUUCAUUACUGAUGACUAAACAUGGUGUUUGGACCAGAUUUUUUGCUGACGCGAGCUUUAAAAGUAGAUAGUAACAUGGUCAAUAAUUGUAUUUGUAACAUUUAAAAACUGUGUGUUUUGUUUUUGUUUUUUGUUUUUUUUUUUUCUUUUUUGUUGAGUACUUCUAGUAAUAUCGGUCUGUCAGUCGUAAGCAGUGGCACAGAUUUUCUUAUACUUUCGAAAUUCUUUGACAAUCAACAAAUCCUAAUGGAAAUUAAAUGUCAUAUUUACUAGAAUAUCAAUAACAUAAAAAUAACAGUCUAAACGACUCUAACAGUUUAUAGUGAUAUAUACGACAGAUUAUUAUCUAUGAAAAAUAUAAUAAAAUUAGAAAAACGUAACGAAGGCAAAUAUUGUGCCGCGUUUACGAAGCUAUUAGGAUAAUUUUAAUAUAUCUCAGAGACGUACUAUUUGGUGUAAACUAAUGAUUAAGAAAAAUACCAUUUAUUUACAAAGAGAGAGAGAGAAAAUAGAGAGAGAGCGAGAGAAAGGAUAUUUUAAGAUAAGAAUUAUAUUUGCGAUUCAUUAAUUGAUCAUAAAAAUACUGACAAAUUUAUGCUAAUUUGAAAUUUUGCAUAAAUUUACCAAAAAUUUUCGAUUAAUGUAUCGGUAAAUAAUAUAAGUAUGUAUUUGAAUAAAUAACGAUCUAAUACUGUAAUUUUGAACAUAAUAAGUAUGACGAAAAGCGUUACGGCUCAGAGCAAAAGAUUAGGCCUGUCAUUUAAUUAAAAGGCUGCAUAUGAUUUGAGAUGUAAGAGAGAGUACUACUUAUUUUGAAAUUUAAUUCCACUUAAAAAGCAUAUGUAUCUCACAGUAAAUAAUUAUAAUACAUGUAUAAUAUUAAUAAUAACGUUAACAACAGCAAUAGUUUCAUUAUAAAAUUAAUAAUUAUACUUCGUUUUAAGUGUGUUAUUAUAUUCUAUAAUCAAAAAGUACAGAAGCAAAGUAGACAUAUCACCUGAGAGCGAUUUUAAAAUCUGACUUCAAUACCCAUACAUAUAUACGCUGCUGCUUUUAAAUUUGCGCACCGAAUUCGAAACACAUAAAAGUAUUAUAUCAAUUUUCGUUUAUUUGCCCGUUCAAUAAAAUUAAUCAUUAAAUGGA